ACAAGAAGAACUUAUAAUUAUUAUGUCAGUCAGGUGCGAAACGGUUAUUGAGAAACACAUAUAUACCUCAAAUAUUAUUCAUACAUAAAGUAUAUAAAAAAAUAAUAUAUUCAAGUUUGUAAACAUGUGUGGAACGGUGGCAUUAUGCUUGUUAGUGUUAUCCAUUCAUGUUACUAACGGACAUUGGCAGGCUAGAAGUGUGAGACAGGCUCCCAUACAAUUUGAAGAUGGGUCGCCUAACAUUCCCACAGUAUACCCAUCUCGUCAAGGAGCUCCUACUGAUCCAUGUGCACCGUAUCAUCCACCUGUUCCUGACUUCAGCGCUCCUGGUAGACGGAUCAGUGAAGUCAAAUGUUACGAGUAUAUUUGGCAGUUGAAACUUCGAGAUGAAUUAGACAAAAGAUUUGAGAAGUGUAGUGAGAUAAGGCCUGUCCCUGGAAUAAUUGGAGGUCACAGAGCUAAACGCGGUGAAUUUCCUAACAUGGUUGCCAUAGGUUGGAAGCUGGCUAUAGGAACAUGGAAGUUCAUGUGCGGCGGUAGUCUGAUCAGCCCAAACUUCGUGCUGACGGCCGCCCAUUGCUCAAGUGCAUCAGAACGGGACACAACGCUGGAAGAUACAAUUCCUAGGAUCGUUCGAUUGGGCAGUACUAAUAUUCUUGAUAAGGAUCGCAACGGUAUUCCAGCUUACGACGUGAACAUAACCAGGGUGAUAGUCCAUCCGCAGUACAAGUCUCCCAUGCAGUACUUCGACAUAGCGUUGAUGGAGCUGCAGGUGCCAGUAUAUUUCUCGGCAGACAUACAGCCAGCUUGCUUAUGGACUAAACACGAAGUUGGAAAUUACAGUCAUAAGGCACAAGUCGCUGGUUGGGGCGUUAUACAGUCUGGUACACUGAGGACAUCGCCAGAUCUGCUGUCAGCAGAAGUAGAUAUCAUAGACUCCAUUAUAUGCAACUUGCUGCUGGGAACAUCUUGUAACAGGAACUGGUGUGGAUUGAAGGAACAUCAGAUGUGUGCUGGCAAACUGCACGGAGGAGUUGACGCUUGUCAGGGUGACUCCGGAGGACCUCUUCAAAUGAAGAUUGACCUUCCCAUAAAGACUCAAGGCAACAUGAACUACGUGGUCGGCGUGACGUCAUUUGGCAUCGGCUGCGGCUUGCCAGAUCUACCAGGAGUUUAUACUAGGGUUGCCAGCUUUCUUGAUUGGAUUGAGGAAAUAGUGUGGCCUAAUGGAAAAUAGAUUUGGUCUGAAGCAGUAGUUAUUAACAAUUAAUAACUUAAUAUUGUAAGUUCUAAGAGAGUAACAAUAAAUAAAACCCUUCAUGACAUA
Helicoverpa armigera (cotton bollworm) is the source of this 1327-nucleotide messenger RNA. RefSeq names its product serine protease snake. The coding region runs from base 125 to 1237 and encodes 370 amino acids. The transcript has 9 exons. Gene Ontology annotation, biological process: proteolysis. Lineage: Eukaryota; Metazoa; Arthropoda; Insecta; Lepidoptera; Noctuidae. Gene Ontology annotation, molecular function: serine-type endopeptidase activity. The record is from RefSeq and is a predicted model, not a curated record.